Molecule: messenger RNA, 477 nt
Organism: Mytilinidion resinicola
Lineage: Eukaryota; Fungi; Ascomycota; Dothideomycetes; Mytilinidiales; Mytilinidiaceae
Exons: 1
Coding region: 1-477 (158 amino acids)
Source: RefSeq, a predicted model, not a curated record
AUGUCUGGCCGCCGUCGCGCUGCUGUCGAUGCUGUCGAUGCUGUCGCUGCUGUCGCUGCUGUCGCUGCUGUCGCUGCUGCUCCGCUCGUCCGCGCACAUGGCGGCCCUGCUGCUGCCAUCGGGGCAGCCCUGGCCAGUCCUGGAGGGCGCCGCGGGCUGUCAUCCCGCAGGCAGUUUUACACGCAGCCUGCACUGACCUGCCGUCUUGACGUUAGGUUGGCGGCAGGCCAAUCAGGCGGCCCACAGCACCCUUCUUUUCAGCGCAUAUUGCUCGCAUUCCAGACGCACCAUGCCGCCCGCUUCGCGCCCGGCCGUCUCCCGUCCCCGUCGCCAUCAAGUCGCCAUCCAGCAUCAAGCCCCUCGGGCCUCACCAGCCUGCAGCGCGCGUUGCCGGGUGCCAGAGGCGUGCAUUUGCUGAUCGCGUCUGUUCUCCAGGUAGUUUCACUCUUCGCCGUGCCUCAAACCGAGGUCCCCUAA